Molecule: messenger RNA, 2992 nt
Organism: Exaiptasia diaphana
Lineage: Eukaryota; Metazoa; Cnidaria; Anthozoa; Actiniaria; Aiptasiidae
Product: serine/threonine-protein kinase H1 homolog
Exons: 2
Coding region: 142-2238 (698 amino acids)
Biological process (GO): protein phosphorylation
Molecular function (GO): ATP binding; protein kinase activity
Source: RefSeq, a predicted model, not a curated record
CACAUUUGAUCCAUUGACAUACGAUAGAAAGCAUUUGUGGAGCGAGUUUGUUUUUAGGGGCUCCCACAAAAYACCAUAUUUUAGAGCCGAUCAUGGCAGUCAAUAUACGAAACGUAUUCUCUUCGGCGAGGCCUUGAUAUAAUGACGAUGGGUUGUGGCAGUAGCAAGAAAAUAGUGAACGAGUCACCUUCAGAUUGUAAAGUAAGGACAACUUUACUGCCCGAAGGUAAUGCAUCACGUGAAUCUUACUCAAGUGGAAACAAGAGAAAUGAAAAACGCAAAAUCCCAGAAAGAACCGGACAAAUUUGGACUAGAUUUCAUACUAGAGUUACAGGAAAAUACGACAUCAAGGGAAUGAUCGGUGAAGGAUCCUUCAGCAAGGUGGUUCGCGUUCAAGAUAGAGCAACCAAACAACCCUACGCGAUUAAAAUGAUAGAGAUAGAAGAAGGCAAAGAUGUCUUUGAAUCUGAAUUAGCCGUGCUCAGAAGAGUGCAACAUCCCUACGUUGUGAGGCUAUAUGAGGUUCUCGAGUGUAAGAACAAGGUGUAUUUGGUCAUGGAACUCGCUACAGGCGGCGAACUGCUCGAACGUAUCGUAAGCAGAGGGUAUUUUACGGAGAGAGAUGCAACACAUGUCCUGUACAUGGUAUUAGAAGGAGUUCGAUACCUUCAUUCCCUAGGGAUAACACAUAGGGACUUAAAGCCCGAAAAUCUACUCUACUACCACCCUGGCAAUGAUUCAAAGAUUAUGAUAACUGAUUUUGGUUUGUCCAACUUAAAGAAAGGCCCAGACGAUAGUGUCAUGGAGACCACUUGUGGUACACCUGAAUAUAUUGCUCCUGAAAUCCUCUUGAGAAGGCCGUACACAAACUCCGUAGACAUGUGGUCCAUUGGAGUAAUUUCCUACAUACUACUCAGUGGAGGAAUGCCCUUUGCGGAUGAUAACAGGACGCGAUUGUACAGAGCUAUUCUCACGGCAGAGUAUAACUAUUCAGACGAGCCAUGGAAUGAUGUCUCCGAUCUAGCAAAAUCAUUCAUUGAUAAGCUGCUGGUCCUUGAUCCAGAUAAAAGGAUGACWGCUGAUGAAGGUUUGAAGCAUCCUUGGAUUGCUUCAUUUGCAGCUUCAUCUAGUUUUAAGAAUUUGCAUGGUUCCAUCAGCUCAAAUUGGCUAAAGUCCUCAUCAAGACUCAAUAGUGCUAAGUCAAACCGUUCAAAGCGAUCUAACAGAUCUUCAAAAUCUGGAAAAUCUGUGCAUUCAAAACAUAGAUCAUCUGUUCCGUCGCACCUUUCAAAAGUGUCUGAUCGGCAAGAGAAACGUACCUCCACCCCAACAGAUUUAGCUUGUGCCUUACCAGACUCAAGCAAACUUAGAACCAGCCAUCUCAAAUUGACACGACCACUCAUUGAAAAGCUACAGUCUGCUGUUAGAGAAGAGAGAGUGGAUUCUCCAGCUUCAAUUGAAAGCAAUGCCAGUCAGACAAGUACAAGAAUUGAUAAUCAUGCCUUGCUUCAAAUUACUGGAACACUAAGGUCUAGACAGUGUGACAUGAAACACCUUUAUCCAAUACCUCCAUCAUCACCUACAAGUAUGCAAGUCAAUAAAGUCUUACUGCAAACUAAUGAAACUAAUAGGUCUAGAGAACACAGCAUGGAACACUUACAAGUACAACCAAUACCUCCAUCAUCACCUACAAGCAUGCAAGUUGAUAAUGACUUGCUACAAAUUGAUGACACUGAUAGGUCUAGAGAAGGCGGCAUGGAACACCUACAUCCAAUACCUCCAACAUCACCUAUCAGGUUUUGUGGCAUUAUACAAGAAAAUGAUGCUGAUGCUGAUAAUCAAGCCAAUGUGUGUCCAUCUUUUCCAGUUUUAGAACAGCCACCUUCUCAYUUCCAUGACAAUAUUACCCAAAGAACAGUUCAGUAUCCACCUGGUUUACAUCUUCCUAGGUUAAGUAAAKUAACUGAAAUGGACGGUCAAGCUAAUCCAUUUGCUCACUCAAGUCUAUCAAAACCCAUGAUUGACCCUUCAGGAGAAACAAGUCAGAUAGACAGAUUUUUUAAUGAAGGUCCUCUGCUUCCGAAGCCUUUUGCUACUGAUAUAGAUUUAUACUCAGAUGAUGGAACAAUCAGCUAUAACUCAUCUAUACUUUCCACAAGUCCAACAGGUCGACCCAUGAGAUUCARGCAAAGGAAGUCUCCAAAUGUUAAAAGAAACAAGGUCUCCAGCAGUUUCUAAUGAUAGGUGAGGAAGUAGAUUUAGUUCAAGUUCCAUGAAACACCAUUUGAUCUCUUAGGUCAUUUGCUUAUAUUUAAAUAUAUUAAUAACAGUGGGUAGGGAUGCUCUGUGACAAAAUUAGCAAUCUUGUACACUAUUAGUUGGUGUAGAGGGCUUUCAAAAUCUAGGGAAUGCAAAGUUAUUACCAUUUACCCUGCAUAGAAAAAGACAGUACAAAAUUUAAAAUUCCCUCAUAAUUUUGUUUGAAAGGCCAAUCUGAUUAAAAUAAAACAAUUAUCCUGUAAGUUACAGUAUUGGAUUCUACACCCAACCAGACAAGAAUCAGUCAUUUCUAGAACCUAAUGAGCAUCCCUGUCCUUUUUUACUAAAAGUCUCAUCACRGAUACUAAUAUCCUCUUAUGUUUUACUUGUUAAUGUCCAUGUAUUCUCAAAUUUGUAUAUAUAAAAUUACAUUCUUAUAUUAUAUAUAUCACAUAUUUACUCAAAACAUAGUUAUAGUUCUAUUUUAUAACCAUUUAUUAAAUCCCCCCUUUUUAUUAAUGCAUUUUGGGUACUCCAAGUGGCAAACAUUAUAUCUAUAUAGAUUUUUUUUCKCAUUCGUGGAAUUUCAAACRAACCUGAUUUAAAUAAAUAUUAUGUUGAUGUUAAAUUUUAAAUGUCUCAAAAGAGAGGCAURCUUAUUCAUUGGAAAUAAUGAUAAUGAUAAUUCAUAAAUAUGUAWUAUAAUGAAAGUUAUUAAAAUAUUAUAACCAGA